AUGACGGCCGCCGACCUCGACGCCGAAAACAUGGCCUCGUGGGUCACCAACGCGCAGUUCUGGGACGACUCCAUCGGGGCCAACGGCAACGUCUACUGGCGCAAGCUUCAGGAGCCGUCGCUGCGGCGGCUGGUGUCUGCCAAGAUCGAGGCCGCCAAGGCGUCGGCCGACGGGUGCCGCGCGCUCGACAUCAGCACCGGCAACGGGCUGUGCGCGCGCUGGCUGGUCGACGAGGGUGCGUCGCCGGUCCGCGCCGUCGACGGCAGCUCGACCAUGAUCGAGGUGGCCAAGGCCAGGAUGGCCGAGGCGCAGCCGCGUUACGACGGCGUCAGUCUGGGAAUGCUCGACGUGACGGAUCCUGCUGCCUUUGCGCCCGAGAUUAAGACGGCCGCCGAGUUCGGCGGCUACGACGUGAUCUUGAUGAACAUGGCCAUCCAGGACGUGCCGACUCUUGAACCGCUCGUCGAGGCGCUGCCGAAGCUGCUGAAGAAGGACGGAAUAUUCUUCGGCACACUCCUCCACCCCGUCUUUCUGACCUCGGGCGCGGCCCGAGAUAUCAAGCUGACGUGGGUUGACGGCGAGCUGGUCGUUGAGCGGGCGCGCAUCGUCAAGGACUACAUGUCCAUCCCGCCCUACAGAGGACUCGCUAUACCCGGUCAGCCAGCUAAGCAGGUCUACUACCACCGCAAUUUCCAAGACUUGUUUGCUCCAUUCUUCCGAGCCGGCCUAGUUCUGGAUAAAUUGGAGGAGCUAGCCUUUUCCGAAGAGGAUGGCGACCCUGACAAGAUUGAGUCAACCCUCAACUUCACGCAGAUACCGGUCAUGAUGUCGUUCCGUGUGCGACGGGGAGAUUAAAUAUAGAAAAAGGCUUAUUUUCAAGCCACAAUGAGUUUUGAACACAGAUUGAUAGGAACCUCCCACUUUUUCAUCGAUAAAAAUAUGCAAUCUGCACUUAUUAGACUAGACUGGAUGUCAUAUCAUGUAUGGUAUGACCCUCGAGGAAAACAUCAAAAAUUUUCCCGCUGUAUCCUCUGUUCCCCUUUUACUCGUAAAGACACAUCAACGACUGCUUGUAUCAAAAAUAUUGGCCCAGGAAUUCCCUGAUUGGGGGUACAAUCCAUCGUCUCCCAGGUAUUACCACCGGCACCUCUGGCUCAAUCGGAAUCAUCGCGUUGAGUGGUGGAAUCUGAUCAAGCAACUCUUCAUUCCAGUCAGUGGCUGGAGCAUUGAGACCGAGUCCCCGAAACACCUUGUCCACACAGUUGUCCAUGACUUCUUGGACUCGGUUCUCCGUGUGCCAAGCCCCGUUCCAACUUGCGGAAAAGGUGACUCUGUUUUCAUGGGCCAUCACACUCAUGAUUAUAUCUCGAGAGAGUACAAAUCUGGUGAUUACGGGUCGCUCAAUGUGAAGUGUACCAAUAUUAGUCCGCAUUAUUUGGUCGAUGUUGUCCAUUCCAGGCCAAAACAGCAGCAUAGGGGUUUGAUCGCUCCUUUCCAAGAACGUCACUAAUUCUGGGUCGGCAGCAUCGGCAUCCUCAAGUGCCGCAGGCUUGACUUCAGGUUCAGGUUGGGCUUCUGCGCAGAACUUCUUGAUUUGUUGCAUAACGAAAAGGAACUCAUGCUGGUCUGCUUGAGAAUGCUUGGGACUCAUGCAGUUGAAGAGAAGUGUUCCAACUCUCCCAAGUGUGCUGUUUAGAGACACGAGGCUUGGAGGUGGCCCAUCUUGCCAAUUGGGGACAAGCACUGGCAGGUCUCUUGAAGCGCGCACGUCGACCUGGAGACAUCUGUGUGAAAGUCUGUGAUGAACCGAUGCUGGGUCUUGAACUCUGCGAGGAUUGAAAUCUCUUGUAUCACAGGUAAUGCGGCUCAUGUAACGAACGGCGGUGGCAUCUGAGCCUUGCAAAAGGUGUCGGCUCUGCCAAUCUCGAGAUACCAAUAUAAUGGCUGCAUGAAAGGCAUGAGACACUGUUCUGCCUAACGCCGAUAGAUUCGUCACCAAUAAUGCGGUGUCAAUCUCAUUCAGCUCGAUAUAUCGGUUGGUGGGCAUCAUCGACUCCGGGCCCAGGCGUACUUCGGGCAGUAGAUUGAGAUGUGUGGGAAAUUCCGAAGCUACGACACCGGGUGGCAUAGGAGCAGCAGGUUGCUUGCCGUGACCGAGCGGUUUCCGUGUGUGGCUGCUAGGCAAAACAGGAGCAUACCUGGUACGCAGAGGACUUAUGUUGAUAUCUCGAUUCCCUUAGUCGAGAUUCUCUGGUGUAGGCCUUCUGAUAUCAUUGGCGGCGAACAUGACCAGCGCAUUGAGAAGUCCGAGGGCGCCGUUGUUGUCAAUCAACCAGGCGGGCGAUCUCAGAAUCAAUUGAGUCUCCAGAAUUUCGCUGUGAAGAUCUGGCUCUGGGAUGAGUGCAGAGAGUUGGCACAUGUCCAACGACCCUUCUAUGCUCGACAUGGACUCCUCGGUAGGACCGCUUCUAUACGUUGCGGCCACCCAUUCAGAUAUCGUCGAACCAGCUGUAUUGCCGACGCGAAGACAAGACCUUCUGAGCGUGUCUGUGUUGGGAUCUCGACUGACUGUAGCUGCAAUUGCUGGAUGACAGAAGCGGAGCUUGACCCAAGCUCUCUCUAUCGCAACCUUGAAACGCCCCUCGAGAUUGUUCGCGAAUGAAGCUUUCCGAAAUUGAUCACGUUUCAACGUGACCACACACGAGGCUGUGAUCAUCUAGGCUUCACGGCCCGUCCAGUUCCAGUUUUCGGCUAUGUUGUAGUAGGUCGCUUCCAUACUGUUGAGCUCGCAGCUGACUGAACCGCCAUCGGGACGUGGUUCAUCGAUCUCCAUUGACUGUAAAUCUGCUGAAGACAUGCGGGGAAAAAAUAACUCGCGUCACCGCAAAAUAACUUGAGUUCUGUACUAUGUUCUAGGCGAUGGCUGGAAAAAUGA
Pyricularia grisea is the source of this 2935-nucleotide messenger RNA. RefSeq lists its product as uncharacterized. The transcript is spliced from 5 exons. The record is from RefSeq and is a predicted model, not a curated record. NCBI's taxonomy places the organism in Eukaryota, Fungi, Ascomycota, Sordariomycetes, Magnaporthales, Pyriculariaceae. The coding region runs from base 1 to 855 and encodes 284 amino acids.